UUACGUUGUCAGGGUGUUCAUUAGGAGAUUGAAGAACUCGGCCGCGACAUGUGCUGCAUUUGACAUGCUGCUCUACUACAACAAAAGCUUUUUUUGGCUCCUGGUGGAGCGUCGUGGCAGCGUCUUCUACAGAUGGGAUUCGAUUUUGGGUGGGCUGGUGGUUGCUGGCCUUGGCAUUUUGGUGCAAUAUUGGUUGGACAGGGCGCUGCAUCAUGGCUUUGAGCCCUCUCCUGUGAUUUUUCACCACUAUGGAUUUCAGGCCUUAGGGGUUGGUGUGACCUUUGCCAUUGUCUUUCGUACCCAGCUGGCUUGGAACCGGUAUUGGGAGGCGGUGACCCAGCUGCACUUCAUGUACAGCAAAUGGGCUGAUGCUUUCUCACAGUUCCAAGCCUUUGCCGAAGUGACUCGAAAAGCGGCUCUGGAGAAAGGAGAUCAGACUAAAGCAGAUCGCAUCGAGAGGAAACAGCGACGACUCAAGGUGAACUAUGCCUUGCUCAGCACAGUGGCCGCAGAUCGCUUGACCCAAGGAGACAAUCAACGUAUGGAGGAAGUCCAUGCCAGGGGUGUGCAAACAAGAGGAAGCAUGAGAAUUGACAAGGAAAAGAGUGGCUGGAUUCCUCCAAAAAUGUCUGAGAGGAAAGUGUUCAACCGUGCCAAGUCAAACGACGAUGACCACGAGUACGUAGUCUUCCAGAAGCCGUCCAAGCACCAAGUUGAGCUGCUAGGGCAGUCAAAUGACGCGAUUUCCAGUGUCAUGUAUUGGAUAAUUUGGGAUCUUGCUGACGUCAUGAAGGAUAUUGACAUCGCCCCACCAAUUCAGUCACGAAUGUACCAAGAGCUCUCCAACGGCAUGCUGGGCUUCAACAACUGCCUGAAGAUUGCAGAUGUGCCCUUUCCUCUUCCCUUUGCUCAGCUUCUGGGGCUUCUGCUGGUGGCAUUUUCCCUGCUCAUUCCGGUGUAUGUGAUCGUCUUCACGCGAUCUCCAGUUGCAGGGCCGAUUCUCUCCUUCCUUCUCUUCGAAAGCAUUUGGUGUCUCAAUGAGGUGGCAAAGGAGUUGGAGAAUCCGUUUGGCCAAGACACCAACGACAUUACACUCACAGACUUUCACUUGAACUUUGUGGACUCCUUGGAAGAUGUCAGCAUGCCAGAGCAUAACGAGAUGUUACACCAUCCAACUAUGGGUUUGGAAGAUGACUGGGGAGGCAACUCAGGCCAUUCUCAUUCGCAAGAUUCUGACAAGACUCUCGCAUCAGCUCCUGGCAUGUCAUUGUGAUGACUUUUGUUCAGGAUUGCAGGGAGGAUGAUAGGAAACCCAGGGCAGAGACACUGCAACCAGCAGUUGUUGUUUUGUUGUUGUGCUUGGGAACUCAACACCUGUGUUUCUGAAGCUACGGUUGAAUGAUGGGAGAUGAUGGCGGAGAAACGUCUCUUGACGAGUGGCUGGCACAACCAGAUGCCACCGAGGCAAAAUAGAGUAGGAGGUUUUCAAAGAAGAUCUUCAUGCUCUCAAAGAGCAAGUGCGCCGAAAGCACAACAAUAUGUUGUUUCACUUCUCCUUCUUGCCUUAGCUCCUCUCACCGAAUGGCUAGAGAGGGAGGUUCUGAAUAUUCUGUUGACCAGAAUCGGCGUACGUGAUCGAACAA
This is a messenger RNA of Durusdinium trenchii, 1643 nucleotides long. NCBI's taxonomy places the organism in Eukaryota, Dinophyceae, Suessiales, Symbiodiniaceae. The record is from the annotation of a GenBank genome assembly.